This is a messenger RNA of Drosophila yakuba, 2079 nucleotides long. RefSeq names its product UDP-glycosyltransferase UGT5 (gene Ugt49C1). Lineage: Eukaryota; Metazoa; Arthropoda; Insecta; Diptera; Drosophilidae. The transcript has 5 exons. Gene Ontology annotation, molecular function: UDP-glycosyltransferase activity. The record is from RefSeq and is a predicted model, not a curated record. The coding region runs from base 377 to 1969 and encodes 530 amino acids.
AUCGCUGCCUUCGCCUUCUCAUCAGUAAACAAGUGAAAAGCUUUACGAGCACGCGAUCAUCAAUUAAAUUGACUCUUUAUAUCAGCAACUGAUUACGCAACCCCAUUAGAAGUGAACAAAUUGUAUUUCACGAAUGUUGGAAUUCUUAGUGGAACGAAGAGCGAUUAGCUGUAGAUGACCAUAUUUAUAAUUUGAUAAUUUUGUUUCCUAAAUAUAGUCGAACUUGUGUACAACCAAGAACUUAGUGACCUUUAAUCUAUCUAGCUUUUGAAAGCUACACAUUGAAAAUAAAACCUACAAAAUUGAUUAACAGAUUAUUACGGACAGCAAAAAAAGUCAAGCCGGUGUUAAACAAUUACAAAAUCAAUACGUCAGAAUGCAGAUUCGAUUAUUAUUUAGCCUGCUGCUGGCUGGCACCCUAUAUUCCCAGUUGAAAUCAACUGAGGGAUCAAAAAUUCUGGCUGUGUAUGCCUUUCCGGGGAAAUCACAUUUUAUGAUGCACACUGCCCUAAUAAGGGAACUGGUGGAGAGUGGUCAUCAGGUUACCAUGGUAACAGCCUUUACUCUGGAGAAAGAGAAACUUGGCAGCAACUACACGGAGAUCUUGAUAGAACCGGUCUACGAUUUCUGGCACGAUGUUAAGCUUAACUUUGGAGCCCAGCACUUAUUCGAGCUGACCCGCAUGACCAACUAUGAUUUCCUAAAGAUGCUGGAGAUUAUCGGUCUCAAGACCACCGAACAUGCCCUACGCCAGCCCAAAGUUCAGGCACUCAUCAAUGCCGAGCAGAAGGAUGGGGUCUUUGAUCUUCUCCUGGCCGAACAAUUCUAUCAGGAGGCCUUCUUGGCUCUGGCUCACCUAUAUAAAAUACCCGUGGUGACCACGAGCACGUUGGGCUAUGAGAACCACAUGAGUCAGAUGAUGGGUUUGAUUACACCAUGGUCAUUUGUGCCACACGGUUUUAUGCCCUUCACCGAUCGCAUGAGUUUCCUGGAAAGGGUGAAGAAUUCCUACGCAUCCUUCUACGAGGACAUGGACAGGUUGCUGAACUAUUUUCCGAAAAUGGAUGCGGUGACCAGGGAGUUCUUUGGACCUGUAUUGGCCGAGGUGCCCAAGGUCAAGCACAUGGAGCGGGAAAUCUCAGUGAUGCUACUAAACAGUCACGCACCGCUGACCACGGCACGUCCCACAGUGGAUGCCAUGGUGCCAGUGGGUGGCAUGCACAUCUAUCCACCCAAACCGCUCCCGGCCGACAUGCAAGCCUUUUUGGAUGGCGCCACCGAGGGGGCCAUCUUCUUCAGCCUUGGCAGCAAUGUCCAGAGCAAGGACAUGCCCGUGGAAAUGCUGCGACUGUUCCUGCAGGUAUUUGGUUCCCUCAAGCAGCGGGUAUUGUGGAAAUUCGAGGACGAGAGCAUUAGGCAAUUGCCAGAAAACGUGAUGGUCAGGAAGUGGCUGCCACAGGCGGACAUUCUGGCCCAUCGCAAUGUGAAGGUAUUCAUUACCCACGGUGGUUUGUUUGGCACCCAGGAGGGAGUGCACUACGCUGUGCCCAUGCUGGGUAUACCCUUCUAUUGUGAUCAGCACCUUAAUAUGAACAAAGCUGUUUUGGGUGGAUAUGCCAUUAGUCUGCACUUCCAGUCGAUUACCGAGGAAAUCCUUCGGCACUCCCUGAACCAUCUAAUACAUAAUGCGACCUACAAGGAGAACGUUCAAAGGGUAUCGGAUAUUUUUCGGGAUCGGCCGCAGGAGCCGCGGAAAAGUGCCGUCUAUUGGAUCGAGUAUGUCAUCCGGCAUCGAGGUGCUCCCCAUAUGAGAUCCGCGGGCCUGGAUCUCAAUUGGUUCCAAUUCUACUUGCUGGAUGUCAUAGCAUUUGUGGCUAUCAUUGCUCUAGCUGGAAUCAUGGCUCUCUCAUUGGCCAUUCGAUUACUGAUGGGCAGUAACAAGAAGCACAAGAAAGCUAAACAAAAUUGAACUAUUUACAGGGUUUAAUUAAACUAUAAACUGGAAAACAGGGUGGAACAAGUAAUUUACAAAAUGUCAGAAAACUAAAAUCAUAUCUUCAUUAAAAUAUUAAUAAUAAA